AUGGGGCCUUCACUCUCAGGUGUUUCAACAACUGAUUCACCGAUGGGGCUGUCCGCAAAUAGACCUGAUGGUUUUUCAUCUCAACAAGAAGCUCCGUUGUUACUGUUCCAGAACGAGGGACACGCAGGCAAUAGUGGUGAACGCUCUGACGACACAGUGGACUUAACAGUUCGUGUACUUGUUGCCUCCAAUUCCUCUCAUUCCAAGAGUUCUAAAAAGACUCAAAAAGGAAAGAGUUCAGUACGCCAGAGAAGCAGCACAUCCAGGCCACAGCCAACCCUGCCUAGAGCUGAUGAUGGUGGUAAUGCAGGUUCUUCGUCUGCUCCACGCACACAAAGGCCACAAUCACAGGCCAGCCUUACUGUGGCUACAAGGCCACCCAAGAGGCCCCGUAUCCAGGCUCCUACUGCUGCUGCUGCUCCUGCACCAGCAUCACCCCCCCAAAGGCGCAUCUCUGCAGUGGCUGCGGUGCCACCACUGGCACUUUUGGCAAGCCCCCUAAGUGUAGAUCCACAUUCCCCACAGUUGUCUGAUCCGGCCAUCAUGAGUGACGAGGGCCAGCAGUCCCAUGGCCAGGAGACGUAUACUCUACACCUGCAGCCCAUCGACCAAACACAGGCAAACAUGACUGAGGACAAUCCAGUCCAACCGCAAGCUUCUCAGACUCAACAAAUGACCUCAACACCAGGGACAAGCCAAAUUCCGCCUGAGUUUUGGUCAAGUUGGGCCGCACAACAGGCACACCACUCUGCGUGUCUCAACACCCAAACACAACACCUGUCUAGUUUGCCCCAUCAUUUGCCUAAAGUUAGCCGCAACUCUGCCAGACUCAUCGUGCAGGUAGGGCGGAUAGCAAACACAAUGGAGCAGAUGAGGGCAGACAAUUCUCAAAUGCAGGCAACCCAUCAGCGCAUCAUGGAUGAGCAACUGCGCCAACACCAAACCCUCAUACAGAUUAUCCAGCAUAAUCAAGUCAUAAAUGACAAUUUGUCGCGAACCCUUGCCAACAAUACAGCUGCUUAUACCCAGCUAACGGCCAGUUUAAAUAUUUUGAGCCAAAAUUUUAGUGCAAUGGCACAACAACAUGUGGCCACAAGCUCAAGCACAACAACCCCUAGCCAAACACCAGUACAAUCACCAGUUCGACGAUCAAGUCGAAGCCGCACCCACGAACAACCACAAGCCUCUGCACCCAGCACCCAAAAAAAGAAAAGAUAAUCUGUACUGCACAUCAUAUGCUGGCCAGUUGCAAGUAAAAUAUAUGUGUUCUGAAUAUAUUGUUCAGUAUUUUUCAAUAAAUUAUCUAAUCAAAAUAUGUG
This is a messenger RNA of Pseudophryne corroboree (corroboree frog), 1319 nucleotides long. RefSeq lists its product as uncharacterized. The record is from RefSeq and is a predicted model, not a curated record. The coding region runs from base 1 to 1218 and encodes 405 amino acids. The transcript has 4 exons. NCBI's taxonomy places the organism in Eukaryota, Metazoa, Chordata, Amphibia, Anura, Myobatrachidae.